Messenger RNA from Acanthoscelides obtectus, 1708 nucleotides. Lineage: Eukaryota; Metazoa; Arthropoda; Insecta; Coleoptera; Chrysomelidae. The record is from the annotation of a GenBank genome assembly.
CGAGAUCUUUGACCUCCUCGCGAUAAGCAGCAUUCACAUCAACUACUUUUUUUGAUAUUAUGGGUAUUAGUUGUCUGAGUUAGUGGACUAUCAGCAUUUAGAGUGUGGGUUCAUAGCUAAGAGUAAUGAAAAUGUGGGACCGUUUGGCUUUUCAUGCCAUAUUAUCUGCACACUUGUUGGUAGCAAUCGCUUUAGCAAUACCACCUUAUCCAUCAACAACAGUUCGUCCAAAUACAACAUCAGCUAUUCCAAAUACAACACCAGCUACUCCAAAUACAACACCAGCUACUCCAAAUACAACACCAGCUACUCCAAAUACAACACCAGCUACUCCAAAUACAACACCAGCUACUACAAGUACAACACCUACUCCAACACCUACUCCAUCAACUAAUGCAGAAGACUUACCUGUGUACUGUUCCAGUGGAAUUGGAUAUUAUGUUGAAAGAAUAAUGAAGGCUGAUUAUUUUCAAGCGUUUUUCUUCUGCAAAUAUCACGGACUAGAGCUCCUAUCCGUCACAUCUCGAGAUAUGGAGAAGUCUUUGGUUGAUGCUUUUUCUAACCUUGAUAUUGCAGAUGAUACGUAUUUCCUGACGUCCGCUAAAUCUCUCGAUACAAUCUCAAGUUCAAAUAAAAAUGAAUGGGUAUGGAUGUCAUCAGGGAAAUAUAUGAAGUACACAAACUGGCAGACAACCAAUGAUGUUUGGUCCUCUUCUAGAGUUCGUGAUGACUCAAACUCCUGUGUCAAAAUAUUUUAUGAUAGUCGCAAAAUCAGCUGGGUACAAACCAGUUGUUCUGAACUUAAUCAUUUUGUGUGUCAAACUGGCCCACUCAGUGGCGAUCCAUGUCGCGAUAAAUGGGGAUCCAAAUCCUUUUAUCCUCAAGUCAUCAUGGAAUAAAUGUAUAACAUAAUAAAAAGAGAAGGAAUAGCAUACAAUAAAAAUGAAAUAUUAUACUCAAUAAUCUAAGCAUCAUAUAGGGUGCUCAAACCAUGGAAUGCUACUAUAACAAAUAAACAGUUAUUGUUUCUUAUUUACUGGAUACAAACAAAUUAUUAUAUAACCGUUUGUUUUAUUUCUUAUCGCUUAUAAAACAUUAUUCUUUAUUGCAUUCUUUGAGUUUUAUUAAGCUCUAUCGAACGAGCUUGCAAUGAACAAGGUUCCAUACAAGGUCUAUAUAAUAAAUCAAUGGUUGCGAUCAAAAUGUCUGCACAUUACUUAAUAGGGAUGGUAGCGAAUGUCAAUUUUCGCGAAUGCAGAUGCAAACAUCCACUGCCGACAUUCGCGAAUGCAAAAACGAAUAUUCAGCUUUCCUUCUAUACAGAUCACGUCAAAACAUACUUGAAGGAAGAUGACUGCGAAUCUUUUAUUUUUGAAGUUUUAAAAAAUAAGAAAAAAAGCAAGUACGCAUCUAGUAUGUGAACCAAAACAUUCCUUUUCCACAAACAGUUUAAGAAAGGCGUGGGCGAUUUUAUUUGUAUUUUUUUAUUUGUUAAAAAUCUAUUAUCAAAGACACAUAAUUAUAGCUGCAUUAGUUUUAUAUGAUACACAAUCUUACUUCAGUUUGCUCAAUUUAUUACGCGUUCUUGUUGCCAGAGCUCAGUUUAAGUAAACUCAGGUGAGUGAGAUUUGUCAGCAGUGCAGCCUUUAUGUUAAGUUUAUUUUGUGCACGUACAAAAUCCACAAAAUACAAAUUGUGAAAUUUUUAA